AUGAAAAGGGGAAGGUUAAAGCUAAACUUCAUAACUAAUAAAUCGUCAAGAAACCAAACUUUUAAGAAGAGGAAGAGAGGUUUAAUGAAGAAAGCCAAAGAGCUGUCUACCCUCUGCGGUGUCAAAGUUUGUGCGGUUAUCAAGAGCUGCGACAAUACGGAGCCGGAGUUUUGGCCGUCAAGGGAAGGCGCUGAAGCAGUGCACUUGGAGUUUACAAACGCGGUGCAGAGGCAAGGGUUCAGUAAGAUUCAUAACCAUGAGAGUUAUCUGUCGGAGAGGAUCCAGAAAGAUGGAGAGAAGGCAAGGAGGCUACAUGCUGAGAAUCGAGAGAUUGAACUUAGAGAGGUUAUGUUCGAUCUUCUCAAGGGAAAGACGCUGAUGCCUCAUCAGUAUGGUGAUCCAAGUUUUAUGAGAGAGCUGAAUCUUUUCAUUGGUGGUUAUGCCAAUAGGGUAACUUACAGGACCCAGUUCCUCGAGGGGAGUGUUCAGCAUGUUCCUCCUAAUGUCGGUGGUGCAGAUGCACCUGGUCCUGUUGUUGGUGAUGUGAACCCUUUUGUUGUCGGAACCGAGGGUUCGGUAAUUAACCCUACUGAAGCUUAUGAUCAUAUGCGUCAAUAUGAUGGUAUGGAUAUGAGUGUGAAUGAUCAGGCUCCUGAUCAUGUUCAUCAUCAGAAUAUGAAUCAUCAAGAACCAUUUCAAUACCAAUGUCCUACUAACUUUUAUGAUCAGACUCAGCCUAUGUUUUAUGGUUCGAGCCAAGGUAUGAAUACGAAUCAUCAUCAAGAACCUAUUGAAUACCAAACUCCUAACGUUUAUGAUCAGAUCCAGCCUAUGUUCACUGGUUCGAGCCAGGGUAUGAAUAUGCAUUAUCAAGAACCAUUUCAAUACCAACCUCCUGGUAACUUGUAUGAUCAGACGCAGCCUAUGUUCUAUGGUUCGAACAAGGAUAUGUAUACAGGUUUGAAUUAUGAUCAGGGACAGAGUUCAAAUCAGUAUCUAAAUCAGCAGAUGAGUGAUGUUCAAGAUCUUGCAAGCGUUGCUUCCAUGGACCAACAACUACCAGUCACCAGUCAGAUGCCUUCCACCAUCACCACCACCACCGCCGCCGCCGAUCUUUAUGGUCACAGCAUCAACAAUGGUUGGCCAACAAGGUUUGAUUUGGACUGA
This is a messenger RNA of Brassica rapa (field mustard), 1167 nucleotides long. RefSeq names its product MADS-box transcription factor PHERES 1-like. NCBI's taxonomy places the organism in Eukaryota, Viridiplantae, Streptophyta, Magnoliopsida, Brassicales, Brassicaceae. The record is from RefSeq and is a predicted model, not a curated record. Gene Ontology annotation, molecular function: protein dimerization activity; DNA-binding transcription factor activity, RNA polymerase II-specific; cis-regulatory region sequence-specific DNA binding. Gene Ontology annotation, biological process: positive regulation of transcription by RNA polymerase II.